AUGUCUGUGUUAUCGGUGAUCGAGGGAAUUGUAUACGAAGUUAUGAAGUUUCUGAAAUCAGGAAAUAUAAAUGAGGCUAAGGAAUCACACUUUUUGGAGCUAUUAGUAAAGAAGCCAGAAGAAUUUACACGCCUGAUGGUUAUUUUAAAAAUGGCCCACGAAGCUGUACGAGAGGACAAAUUCAUAACAAAACGAUCUAUAUAUUACUCAAAUCCCAUUUUAUUCAAACGACAAUCCAUUAUAGACCCAUUAUUAUCAAAGAUUUGUAAGGAGCUUAGUCUCCCUCGGUGCGCUCUUAAAAUAAACGCCUCUUCCAAAUUGAUUGUUUAUGGUGAUAUUUAUCUAGGGAUUGGGUAUGAAAGCGACGUCGUUAAAAGAAAUAAUUUGGGUAUACCUGAAAGUUUGUUUAAAAGUGGAUAUGAGGUUAUUAUGUCAGAAUGUUUGCCUCAAUUUAUUUUGAUAAUUGAGAAAGAUACGAUUUUUCGGAAACUUUUAAGUGAGAAGUUCUAUGAAAAAUUCAAACCUUGUUUAUUGGUUACGGCUAAAGGUUAUCCAGACUUGAUAACUCGCCAAUUUCUUGCUCAAAUAAACUGCAUCCAUCCAAAUAUUCCAAUGAUUGGACUUUUUGAUGCUGAUCCUCAUGGUAUAAAUGUAUUCUGUACUUACAAGUACGGCACUACGAAUCCUAUGAUGCAAAAUGAAAAUGGUAGUCCAAUAAAAAUAUCCAAUCUUCAACUAUGUGGACUAUUACCCAGUGAAUUAUCAUCUCUUCAAAUCAAAGAAAUUGAUUUAUUGAAAUUAACAAAAAGAGAUAAAUCAUUAUUAAAUUCAAUGAAAAACGUUUAUAUAUUCAACAAGAAUCCAUUUUAUUAG
Schistosoma mattheei is the source of this 873-nucleotide messenger RNA. NCBI's taxonomy places the organism in Eukaryota, Metazoa, Platyhelminthes, Trematoda, Strigeidida, Schistosomatidae. The record is from the annotation of a GenBank genome assembly.